Alosa alosa (allis shad) is the source of this 715-nucleotide messenger RNA. RefSeq names its product troponin I, fast skeletal muscle-like. The record is from RefSeq and is a predicted model, not a curated record. Gene Ontology annotation, biological process: muscle contraction. Bases 138 to 656 code for a protein of 172 amino acids. Lineage: Eukaryota; Metazoa; Chordata; Actinopteri; Clupeiformes; Clupeidae. Gene Ontology annotation, cellular component: troponin complex. The transcript is spliced from 8 exons.
CUUAAAUACUGGACCUCACCACUCACUUGCUGCUGUCAGUGCCAGUGACAGAUUUGCUCUCCCUCCCCCUGUCCAAGAGCUCCUCUUCCAGUCCAGAUUUCUUCUCAGAUAAAAAAAAAGAACAAACAAAAGCAAAGAUGGCCGACAAAAAGAUGACAUCCAGCCGCAAGCAUCAUCUGAAGAGUCUGAUGCUUCAAAUCGCUUCAGAUCGGAUUGACAAAGAAGUGGCUGAUUUGAAGGUUGCAAAAGAGGCCUACCUGAAUGAGCAAUGCCCAGAACCCUCAUUGCCUAGUGAUGUGGAGGGACUGCAGAAACUGAUUAAAGAACUCCACAGCAAGAUUGACAAAGUGGAUGAGGAGAGAUACGACGCAGAUGCCAAAGCAACAAAGGGACAAAAAGAGAUUGAUGACCUGAAGUUCAAAGUAACAGAGAUGAAGGGCAUGAAGAAGCCAGCUCUGAAGAAAGUACGUAUGUCUGCAGAUCAGAUGCUUCAGGCUCUGCUGGGCUCCAAGCACAAGGUUACCAUGGACUUGAGGUCCAACCUGAAGCAGGUGAAGAAGGAGGUCAAGCAGGAGAGUGCAGAGGUUGGUGACUGGCGCCAGAACGUUGAGGACAAGAAGGACAGAAAGAAGAUGUUUGAGGGCGCUGAGGCAUAAAUUUAAGAGGCACCAGGAGUAGCCUCAAAACAUUGUAACCAUGGACAAUGUGGAUGGAA